AGGAGGGAAGGGGGAGGGGAGGGGUGUGGACUUUGACAGACGUACAUUACACGGUUCACAGUACCACUGCCACGUCACAACUGCCCAAACAUCCGCCUCUGACACACUUAUUAGAGCAGCUUCAACAGGAGAGAGAGAGAGGGAGAGACCGGGGAGAGGCCGCUGUGAGGAUGGCGGGGAUGGAGGUCCAGUACAACCUGAGGAACCCUGCUGUCAAACGUUUAAUGAAAGAAGCACAAGAACUAAAGGAUCCGACAGAACAAUACCAUGCACAGCCUUUGGAGGAUAAUCUCUUUGAAUGGCAUUUCACAGUUCGGGGUCCACCAGACUCUGAUUUUGAUGGUGGAGUGUACCAUGGCCGAAUUGUGCUUCCUCCAGAGUAUCCCAUGAAGCCACCCAGCAUCAUUCUCCUCACGCAAAAUGGAAGAUUUGAGGUAGGAAAAAAGAUCUGUUUGAGCAUCUCAGGGCAUCAUCCUGAAACCUGGCAACCAUCCUGGAGCAUACGAACUGCAUUAUUAGCUAUAAUCGGUUUCAUGCCAACUAAAGGUGAAGGAGCCAUUGGUUCCUUGGAUUACACUCCUGAAGAGAGAAAAGCACUAGCCAAAAAGUCACAAGACUUUAACUGUGAAACCUGUGGCUCUAAUGUGAAGCUAGCCUUGCUUCCAAGUACAACAGCCAGCAUUCCAAGCCAGGCUGACAAGGAGGCCAAAGAAUUAGCUAAACGGAUCAAUUUUAAGGCAGAGACAAAUUCUGCUGCUGCCCCUGUUCCUAUUGCUGCUGCUGCUGAAUCUGGUCCAGCACCAAUACCUGAACCAAACAUAAAUCAAGAUACUUCAGUGUCACAACAUGCUCCAACCACUCAAACUACUCCAGAAGUUGAAGGGGCAACUGAGACCAUUGCUGAUAGCACUCGUACUACUACUCCGGAAUCGUCCCAGAGCAGACCCAACAGUACUUCUCUCAGCCCAAGGCAACGACGUGCUCAGCAGCAGCUGCAACAAGCAAGGCGUCCAAUUUCGCCACCGUACCCUCAAGUCCAUCGGCCAGCAACUGCUAAUCACAUAGCGUCGACCGUCCUAAUUGUUGUGCUCACAUUAGCACUGGCUGCGCUCAUUUUCCGGCGGAUCUACAUGGCUAAUGAAUACAGAUUUGACUAUGAAUUAUAACAAUUGGUUGCUUUACAUAGCCAUAGACUGGGUUUAAUAUAUCCGAGUAUCAUGUACUAGAGGGGUGUUUUAGAUUUCCAGAGGCUUGCUCAAAAUGGAAGGUAGAAAGUGUGCAUAAUUAACUAGCCUUGGGGAUAAUAAACAGAGCGCUUCACAGAUCUUAAAACUCACAAUGGAGCCUGUUGGAGAUCAGUUCUGAUCAAAUUCCAUGCCAAUACUGAAUGGAAACAAGCUAUUUAAUUAUACUCCACAAGAGCCCCCGCCUCUCUUGUUCCACUCAUCUAUAAUUCCUGUCAAGGCUGUGCUGUGCAAAAGGUCAGUCGUGCUGAGGGUGCUGAAUUUCAGUUUGCUGAAAAGUUUCUGUGGACCACUGUAAAAUUCAUCAGAUGCAACUUUCACCGCUUUGACCUGGCAGUGAGUGUUGUAAUAGAUUAUGUGAUUGGACAUUACUUGGGUAUGCAGUUAAAUAACUUGCAUUUUUGAAUGCAGAGUGCGUGUCUCUCCAUUGUCAGGCAAAAUGCAUAGCUGUUUAGAAUCAUAUGGUACGGAAAUUGGUCAUUUUGUUAUACUCCUCCCGAGCUCCCACCCCUCCUAUUCCCCUCACCUAUAAAUUAUCACCUCUUGUAACAUUAGAUUUAUGCUGCAUAUGGGGAUUUCAUGGCAAUACUUCAAAUUAAAUUGAAGACCAAUAUAGAUCUAGUCAGCCAAUUAACAUAAAGUAUGCACACAAAGAAAAGUUGCCUGUAGAGAUAAUAUUGCCAAAUAUAGUUUUUGUAGAAAAUCAUUAACUUUAGUCCUCCUCUGCCAGUAGGUACUCCUACUUUCUCCAUGACCAGGUCUUGUUGAAUUUACAUACCAAAUUGAAAGCUUUCAUACAUAGAGGAGCUGAAUUGUUACGAUGUUAGAUUGGGGAGGGUUCCAACUGGUCAAUCAGCGCUAAGUGGCGUCUCGUGCAUGCUCAAUAAAAACAAGUGAUAUUUACCGCAAUUUAUAACGUUUGUAUUUUUAUUCUGAGAUGCAUCAGAUAUUUCUUCCAUCAGGCUUUGUUUUCAAUUGGAUUAAAUAAUUACGUAGUUCUAUCGCUCCUUCCUCUUUUUAAUCAUGCGUGUGAGUGCCACUCAGCAACAAUUGAUCAGUUGGAUAUCCCAGUGUUAAGUGAUAUGAAAUGGGUGGAAAGGGAAAUCAUCAGGUCCUCUAAAAGUGAGUAGACAAUACAUGCAUAACUGUUCUUUGAGUGAUUUUUUUUCAUCUUUUGGUAAAAGAGCAAGUAGCAUUUGUCUUGCGGAGAUUAUUAAGAGGUUACUUACUUGUAGAACAAUCUCUGUUAGUGAAAAGAAGCAGAAAUACGAGCUUGCUGAAGUUGAUAUUUUGUGUACCUACCUGAGGUCUGAUGCAUAUUGACUUAGGCAUUGGGGGGCUGGCCACCAUUGUGGGUGUAUACAUGAUUACAAAAUUGAAUUUUUGAUUCAAAGUUGUAUGAUGGGAUCUUUUUGUUAUGCAGAUUGCUAUGCAGAUUUGAUUUGUUUAAAUUUUGCAAGUAAAUGACUGGCUUCUCUUUAUUUCCCCCCUCCAUGCCUCCCCCCCCCCCCCUUCCAUGCCCCCCCUAUUAAAUAUAGGGCAUGAGUUCAUUAUAUAAUUGAUUGCAUUUUACCAUCAAGCAAGAUGGAUACUAGAAUUUUACAAAUAAGUUUCAAAUAUUAAAUGAAACUAUAUUCAUUCCACUCUUAUUUGUGGAUAUUCACCACUUUUUGUUUCCUACAGAGCCAAUUUUUCAGGGACCUUAAAUACUUUAUGUGUAAGAAUCUAAGCAAUGCCAUAUCACUUUAGGGGUAAGGGGACACAUUUUAUAAUCUCAUUCUGUGAUGCUUAAUUGUUCAAACCAUGAGUUUUUGGUCAAUAACCCACUGUAUGAUAUCAUUUUCCUUUGUAAGACGCAUGUGCUAUUUAUUGACAGUCAGAUUAAUGUUUGCCUUGGAUUUUGAAGACUAGGAUUUAUCUGCCUGGUAUAUUAGAAAGAAAAAUUACAUGUCAUCAAAUAAUCUCAGAUGUAUUGCUACAUGUGUGUUCUGUGUAAUUUUAAGAUGAAAAUGUAAAGAGCAUGGAUUUACAAGUCUUCCUUUCUGCUAGAAGUACCCAACAAUUGGAAAGACUGCCGAAGUGAGGGGAGUUUUAAAUAUCCUAUAUAUACUCACUCCAUCCAGGGAGAUAAAUGGGUGAAAUAUUUAGGGCUAAUUAGGUCUAGUUAUAAUUUUUCAAUGUCCUGUCAUUUGUACAAAUAAAUAGCAUUUAUUUUUUCAUAUUGUAUGUGGUAAAUUGUUGCAUAUUUUAUGGUUGAGAUUUCUCCCUAGUCCUGGGUAGGUUUGAAGUGAUGGCACCAUAGCUGAAAGUGAGCUAUAUUGUGAAGGGUUGGUGCAUGGUUAUGAAUAUUUAUAAAAUGCCCUAAAUUACAUGGGAUAUUGAUUGAUACUCAAAGCACCUGAAAAAUGUACUUGCUAAAUGUAUCUACAAUAUUCUUGUAGUGGAAGCUUCAGCUUUAGUGAAGGAUACUGAUUUAUGUGGGAAAUAUAAUUUUUAAGCAUUGCAAUCAACAAAACUUUACUUUCCUGGUGGGGAAAAAGUGAAUCGCAUUCACAUUGGGUAGAUUGGAAUAUUGAGAACCCUUUAUUUCAGAAGAAAUUGUUUCUGCUUUCCAACGUUUGUAUCUUCAAUGUUCAAUCUACAAAUAAAUGUUGAAGCUCUAAGUUUAUUACAAUAAAAUAUAAAAUGUUAAAUAUUUAA
Messenger RNA from Callorhinchus milii (elephant shark), 3944 nucleotides. It is a transcript of the gene ube2j1, whose product is annotated as ubiquitin-conjugating enzyme E2, J1. NCBI's taxonomy places the organism in Eukaryota, Metazoa, Chordata, Chondrichthyes, Chimaeriformes, Callorhinchidae. The transcript is spliced from 8 exons. Bases 171 to 1166 code for a protein of 331 amino acids. The record is from RefSeq and is a predicted model, not a curated record.